AUCAAAUCUUCACAAACGCAAACGUGCCGAUUAGUCUAAUCAUAUUAGCAAAUUAUGCCGAAAUAAUUGUGAACUCGGGUUUUAUUGAUGCAAGUUGUUCAAGCGGGAUGCAUGAGGUCGUUUUACAGGCUGCUGAAAAAAUUAGCAAACCUCCAUUACGGCAAAUUUCGUUGCAUUAAGCAGUGCCGUUCAAAAGUCCUUCAAAGAAAAACAAUGUCUACUGUAACCCUUUAGGAGACUAACUCGGCAGAGCAUCACUGGCAUAGCUAGAUAAAAUUAAGUAUCAUGAUAUGAAUAUUGACAUAUCUACCAACAAACCUAGGGAGGCGACUAUGCAAUGGCAAUACAGAAUGUAAUACUUCUAAAAGAAAUUAUAGAAUUAUACAACACAAAAUAUAUAAUAUAAAU
This is a messenger RNA of Acanthoscelides obtectus, 408 nucleotides long. The record is from the annotation of a GenBank genome assembly. Lineage: Eukaryota; Metazoa; Arthropoda; Insecta; Coleoptera; Chrysomelidae.